Messenger RNA from Anopheles funestus (African malaria mosquito), 10079 nucleotides. RefSeq names its product heterogeneous nuclear ribonucleoprotein L (gene sm). Gene Ontology annotation, biological process: regulation of RNA splicing; mRNA processing. The record is from RefSeq and is a predicted model, not a curated record. The transcript is spliced from 14 exons. Gene Ontology annotation, cellular component: nucleus. Gene Ontology annotation, molecular function: mRNA binding. Lineage: Eukaryota; Metazoa; Arthropoda; Insecta; Diptera; Culicidae. Bases 1111 to 2673 code for a protein of 520 amino acids.
UUUUUCUAUCCCCAACAGCUUCCCAUUGUUCUGCUCCACUUCCACCAUUUGUUCCAUAUUCCGCGUGACAGUGAGUGAACAUUCGCCUACACAAAACAGUGUGUCCAGUGUCAGCGGCUACACGAACCCUUUGCUAAAUGCCAUUUUGUAGCUAUGAAAACAAAUCAAAAAGAAAAGAAAAAAUCGUAUAAAUCUAUGUGAAGUGCGUGUGCGUGGACAGUAGCGUAACAAAAAGGCUGACAAUUGCAAGUUGGAACACAGGCGGCAACACAAAAGCACAACAAUAUCUCCUUCCCGGAAAGGUGUACGUGUGCAUGCAAAAGGAAGUGUGUUCUGAAAAGUGUUGUUGUUUGGUGCGAUAUAAAAUAUAUCCCCGUGGCCAAUAAUAAGAUCCGCGCUGGUGCGUGUUCUUGAAGCCCGCGCGUGUGUUGUGAUUGAGUGAGAGAGGUGCGUGUGUGCGUAAAGUGUCCACUCGACGUGUGUAAUCGCAAGCGAAAGAAGAAGAAGAAGCAAAUUUGCUUCCUUCCUUGCUGAGCCCCCGAAAAGUUGAGCUCCAUCUCCCCCCCGCCGUUCCAACAGUGUUGUGAGUAAAGGGGGUAACAUCACUGCGCGAAGAGGUUCUACCCAAAAAUUUCCAUCGUUUUUCCAUCGUGAUCGUGAUCAGCUGAGUCGGCUAGCGCCAUUGAGAAAAAACAUAACUCCUACCCCACCACCCCACACGAACUACACACGUAACACACGAUCUCUUUAUCUCACUCUCUCUCUGUCUGUCACGUUCUCUCCAUUUCUUUCUGUCCGUCUGUCUCGGAAAAAAAACACAUCCUCACACUCUGUUCGACUGACACCAACUCUUUGGAGUAACAGAAAAAUAAACAAAAACACACUUUAUAAAAAAAACAGCCAAACAACAAUUCGGGUAGCGACUGCAGUUUGCUGCCCGAGAACAACAAUCGCAAAAAACAAAACCCUCCAAACUAAGCGGCGUAAAAGCGGAACAUCCGCUGGUGUGCUAAGGCUCGGAAAACAUUCGCAAACAGGAGCCGCACAGGCUACACGACCCGCACAACGAUCGCGUUCACACAGCAGCAACAUCACCCCGGUGCCGGUGUAAUGAUCAUGGCGUCAUUCAACGGUGGAAGUGCCGCGGGCGGCGGCGGUGGCGGUGGCGGUGGUCAGGAUGGGCCGCACAACAAGCGGCUCUGUACCGGCCAGGAGAUGAGCGAGGUGCCGCUCAAUAGUCGGAACAAUAACAACAACAUCAACGUCACAGACGAACCACGCCGGAAGCGUGACGUUGCGACACGCCCCAACCAUAUCCUGCUGUUCACGAUCCUGAACCCGAUCUAUCCGAUCACAGUGGACGUACUGCACACGAUCUGUCAACCAAAUGGCCAAGUGCAACGCAUCGUGAUAUUCAAGAAGAAUGGCGUCCAAGCAAUGGUCGAGUUCGACAGCAUAGAGUCAGCGACUCGUGCCAAAGACAGCCUGAACGGUUGCGACAUCUACUCCGGCUGCUGCACACUGAAGAUCGACUACGCAAAGCCAGAAAAACUCAAUGUUUACAAAAACGACAGUGACUCCAGUUGGGACUACACGCUGGUAGCUGCCACCACAGUCAAGGAGGUCGGUAAUGGACGCUCGCCCCUGCUCCAGGAUCCAACGCUCUUCGGUGGACGACCGCAGCCGUACAGUAAGUACCUUUCACCAUCACAUACACCCUACAACGAGUACUCUCAACCUACUCAAGGGACCCGCUCAAGUCUAGAACCUGCUCUUCUAGGCGCCGGUGGAGGAAAUGGUUUUCCACCCAACUUUUCACCACCGGACUUCCACCCGUCGGAGAACUGGAAACCGGCAGCCGCCGGUACGCACGUCGGUCUCAUGAAGGAUCCACCGUUGCCCCGCAAUGGACCAACCAACUUCAUCCAACCAACACAGCAACAGCAGGGAGCAGUGAUGAUGGUUUACGGACUCGACAAUGGAACCGCCAACACCGAUAAGCUUUUCAAUCUGUUCUGUCUCUAUGGCAAUGUAGUUCGGAUAAAGUUCCUGAAAACCAAGGAAGGUACCGCCAUGGUCCAAAUGGGUGACGCCAUCGCAGUAGAACGUUGCGUCCAGCACUUGAACAACAUUCCAAUCGGAAAUGAUGGCAAAAUUCAGAUCGCAUUUUCCAAGCAGAACUUUUUGUCCGAGGUCACAAACCCGUACACCCUGCCGGAUCAUACGCCCAGCUUCAAGGAAUAUACCGGCUCGAAGAACAAUCGCUUCCUGUCGCUGACGCAGGCAAGCAAGAACCGCAUCCAACCGCCAAGCAAGAUUCUUCACUUCUUCAACACACCGCCAGGGCUAACCGAUGAGCAGCUGAUUGCCGCGUUCAGUAGCAACGAUUGUCACCCGUCGCAAGUACGCAUGUUUCCACUGAAAUCGGAACGCUCCUCGUCCGGGUUGGUUGAGUUCCCGAGCGUCGCCCUAGCCGUCCAGGCGAUCAUGAAGUGCAACCACACCGCCAUCGAUCACAAAGGCACAAAGUUCCCGUUCAUCAUGAAGCUCUGCUUUUCGUCGUCCAAAACUAUGAACGGUGCGUGGAACAAUGAGAACAUCGAGAACAUGAAGCAGGGUUCAGCCGUCCCGACGACGCCCGGUGCCGAGGAUGAGCCGAUGCAGGCGCGAUAAAUCGAUCGCGCCCUGUUCGCUGCAUGCUGCAUGGCCGAUUGCUUUACAGAUGAGCCUCUAUGCUGCGGUUCCCGCGAUCCUCAAGCAAAUGAAAAACCGUGUUUUGAUGGAACUACGGGUUCAUCCCUGUGUGUUUUAAUGUGAUGCUAAUGAGACGAAAGGAAGAGGAAGAUAAAAAAAGAGAAGGAAACGAUAUUAAUUCAUACAAAAUCGUAACCCCAGGGGGUUUUCGCCGGUCGAUCGCAGUUUCAUCGUCAGCCAACAAAUUCAUCACGUUCAUCGUAAGAAAUCACCACCGUUUUUUUUUUGUUUGUUUUUCUGUCGACUACCGACAGACAGGCAGCAAUUCUAGUGCGGCCUCCAUCUCACCUUCCACAAGCAUCGCGCUGUGUGCUCAGUUGUGAGCGCACGUGCGUUGAGGAGUAAUAACGUAAAACGCUCAUCUCGUCUAUCCACAUUGCGCUGCAACAGUAGAGUUAAGCUGAACCGCAAAACUAGCAGAACUAGCACUAACCAUGCCCGGUGCGUUUGCAGUUCGCAAAUAGGAUUGUAAAACAUGGCUUUGCAGCAUAAGUGCGCGCUGCACUCACGUUCGUUCUAUGAUGAGCGCAAGGAUUCGUCCAGUAUAGGAUACAGUAAUGGUUAGAUUGUUUAAUUUUUUUUAUUAGCAAAACCGCAGCGAACAUGAAUGGUAUGGCGCAAAAACACGAAAGUAAACCACCGGAAGAUGAUAGUGAAGAUUGAUGAAGACGGACGACCAAGCGCAGAUGAGGGAACUGUACCCAUGUACUACUUAAUCAAUGCAGAACACCCUCCCUCGAUAAUGCCCUAUUGGCUGUACCAUAGGUGGACAAACCACAAGCAGAACGAUAUCGCUCGUAAUACGAGCAGGAUACUACUGGAUCUAUUUUUCUUCUUUAAUUUCUUUACUGCUUUACAAUCGAAUUCCCACAUCAUGCAACAAUCGUCACAAUCAACUAGAAAAGAAAAGACUAGGAGCUGAAAUGCGCAAAACGAAAAGGAUAAGCAGAGAGUGAGAGACAGGAGCGAACAAAAACAUUGGAAAGAUAACGACUAUAAAUCGGUAGAGGCAAACGAAUGAAAGCUUUGAAACCAAAAACAGAAAAAGAAAGGAAAACAGUUUAAGCAACACUGCAAAUGGAAACAAAUCAGCCGGAAAUGCCGGAAAUGGCUAACCUGCAGUAAGCAACGUUGCUUUCCGGAUGGUGUUUUGCAAUUGGCUAAGGUGGUACGCCGUGUGUUCGAUUUUUAGACAAUUAAGUAAGAAAACACCUAACGUUUAAAACCUACCAUCUGUCCCACUUAUGACUUAUAUUCCCUAAUGUUGUUUUCCUUUAAAAUUUACCUUCUAUUUUUGCCAGUUACAUUUACGUUCAUUUCUUUACCAACAACGUUAGCAUGAUCACGUUUCAAUUUGUAAUCAAAAACCUUUCUUUCCCUACCCUUUGUGAGCCCCUAGGUACAUUGAUACAACAAAACAAGAGAAAAGACAUUAUUUAUUGUUUACUAAUUUAGAAGAAAUUGCGUAAAAUCCGGGAGAGUGGAAAAGAGCAAGCGCAACAAUCUGAUGCGCGGACGAGAGUUUAAACGAAAUGCCUAACAGACAGAGGGAUGCUGUUCCAGCUAGAAAAGGAUAGUAACAAUUGUAAUGUGCAAUGCUGGACCCUCUAGCUCUCUUCCGUUUUUUUUACGGCUCUGGCUUGCUUUCUCUUGUUUCUCGCUCUCCCGGUACGCUUGUUUGUGAUGAACAGAGUGCGUGCGGAUGGAAGUCCUUGAACGGUUGACCAUGUAUGUAUGAACGAGAUCGUGUGCGCAAGAUCAUGUUUGUUUGUGUGCUUACUUUGUGUAUGUGUGCCUGUCUCUGUAUAACGUUAGUUAAUGGUGUGCAAGCAGGAUUGUAUUCAGUUUGUUCGCUUUUUCUUGGUUCACUCGAUAGUUUCUAGUUCAGGCAAGAUUUCGUGGAAUGAGAAUCUUACCUGUGAAAUGGUAAGAAAUAAGCUAGAAGAAAGAUUGAAAAUAUGGGAAAAAAAUUGGCGCAAAAAAACAAGGGAGGAAUGCAUAGAAAAUAACAUUUAUGAUAUGUUAAGAAUCUAUCUUAAAUAGCGAACAAACGGUUGGGCACAUGUGAAAGAUUGACGAAGGAAAUGAUAUUGUAAUACUGCAUGCGCACGAAACGCAAGGCAAGGUAGAACAAUCAAUGCGGUGUACACUUGAACUCAAAACAACAACACAACACACACCCACUAAUACUAACAAACAACACACACAAACACCGUUGAAUUCAGUUUUAUUUCGUAAGCUAUGUGCAACUAGUUUCGUUAGCUUACCGAUGCAUGCAAAACAAAACACUAAUAAGCUAACAGCAUUGGGAAAUUACAAUCAAACAAGCAAACCCACACAAUCGAAAACACGAAAAGGUACUAAAUCAGUUACUGCUGGGUAACACGUGGAAUGUCACGUUGAGACAAAAUUCAUUAAACUAAGAACCUUAUAGUUUUAGUACGUUCGAAGCAGUUUAAGCUUGUGUCGUUUAGUUACACACUUCCCGCGCAUACACGCGCCUGCAGACAAAAACCAAUCAAAACAAAACCUUCUCACAAAACCCCAGUGUACACCUACAGCAAGAAACACCCAAAACCGGGCAGGCCCCAAAAGCAUAGAGGCUAUACCAGCGCAUGAAACAGUACAGUACACUCCUCACGUUACAGCAUAAACAUAAACAAAAACACCACUUCUAAAACAUUUACCAAACACCACCCAACCCAAACCACACACCGCACCGAACGCACCGAAGCCGCCACGUUUCGUGGACAUUUGCUGCGGAACCAAAAAUCAAACAAACAAACUAAAAAACAAAAGAGCAAAACGUAAACCAGAACCAGAAACAUCGAAUCCGACUGCGUAACGAUUCUUUUGUUAAUCACUUCAUCUUCAUUAUCAUCAUUGUUGUUUUUUUCUUUUCUUCUCUUUUUUUUGAUAGUGUCGUUUAACUCUUAUGUUAUGUUAGGGCGUUUGAUGUAUAAGACAAGUUUGUUAGAGCUUUUUAUUAUUAUUAUUAUUAACUAUUACGAUUACUGGUUAGCUCUUAGUUUUAGUCGCUAGUGCAGCAAAUCGUGUACGAGUUAUCGUUUUUUUCUUGUUUUCUCUAUUUCUUUAUGCUGUUUGAGUAACAAACAAAAAACAAAGGGAAAACGUGUGUGUGAAUGGGGAGUGAGAAAAGUUCAAACAAUACAACACACAAAAUCCCCAUCACAGCUGCUCAUAGGAUCAAACACGAACGAGACAAAUGUGCAAUCGAGAGAACUUUACUAUCAAAAGAAGAAACAGUGUUUAGUUUCUUUGUUUUUUUUUUGUUUCUUUUUGUUUUUAAUUUAAGUUGAGCACUUCUUUUCGUUUCAUAUUUUUUAUUGUUUCAAUAAAGAAUAGAUGGAAUUCAGCUGGUAUUGUUUGCCGUAGUAAAAUAUGUGAAGAAACAUAUUAGCUUCUUCGCGCUUCUUGGUACUGAGAAAGGAAAACGUUGAAAAAGAAUAGCAAACAGGUAGAAAAAUGCAGCACCGACGAACAUCUGAAAUCGAACCUGAACCUGCAAUGGCCAUCAUCAUCUAUCGAUUAUCCAGCGGCAACUAUCAUUUUGUUUGUUUUUUUUCUUCUUUUGUUUUUAGAUAUUUUUUUCCUUCCCUCCUUUUCUUCAGAAUCUACAUAUCCUAGUGAAAUGAACUCAACCAAGGGUGCGCCAAUGGCAAAAAGGGAAAACAAAAACACAAAACGGAUAGGAAACACAUACUACUAGGACGAUUGCCGAACAACCGGAAAACCCGACCCGUGUAUUGGGACGCAUCUUUAAGGCGACGCUCUGUUGGUACGAUCCAAGGGGAAGGGGGGCAAGAUCCCUAUUACAGAGGAAGGGUGACGCCCCAGAGAAGAAUUAUACACCUACUUAUAUUUACACAAGUAAAGAAGUAAAGACAUUAGUAGCAAUUUAAGCGCGAACGAAAGUCGGGUUUUGCGGAUGGAAAAUCCGGCUGACGGACAGGUUCUUCGGCUCUUCUAGCCAGCAGAACAAAAAAUGGUUAAGAAGCAGCAUUCUGCUAAAUGCUGCUGUGCGUAGGAAGUUGUGCGUGUGUGUGAAACAAAUAAUCAAUAAUAAUAAUGUAUAUGGUGGUCCAAUGUUGAAAAAAAAUAUCAUUUUACAGCUAAAGAAACAGAAACCGUAUCUUAAACCAGUGAAAAAAGCAAAAAAGUUCGUAAACAAAACGAAACAACAUUCAGCAAACGCGCUCCAGCAGAAAAGCUGUAAUGUGUUUUUGAUGGGCAAAUUAUGGUAAUGGCAAGCCAGUUUAAAAACAAAAUGGCCCUUUUAGGAGGCUUAUUUAUUUACCCAAUUUUAGCGACAAACGUGAGAGAAAGUGUAAACGUGAGCGAAAGAUUUUAUGAUAAAAGAAGAAGUAAAAACACGCUCCCCACACAGUACGCUUUGCUACAGUGUAACCCACCAAGAUGGUCUGUAACUUCUGCUAACUGCGAGAAGACACACUAAAGGAAUGAUAUGCAAUCACUAUGCCGUAUACAUACAUAUAUGUAUACAUAUAUAUGUGAAUGGUUUAUGUUUCUCUUUUUAUUAUCGACUGUUACAACUAACUCUUUCUCUACCGGAAGCUAUACAAAGCUACAAUCAUGUUACAGUUACAACAGCUAGACAUAAUGCGUGCUCUCUAUCGCUAGCAAAAUCAACAAAUUUGAUACGGAUCGAUUGAAGUUAGUGGUUAUGCUUUCUUUUUUGUUUAGUUUUAAGUAACCAUCCUUUUACCCACUGUCAGGCUGUGGAUGUGUGUAUGUGUGUGGUUGGGUGUUUCUUGUUGUUUUAAGUACACGUGUAAAGAACACUAACGAAUCGGUGCUAUGGGGCAGUAAGCAACAUACGAGCUCUCACGAGCCUGUUUCAAUAAUAAGUGCAAUCAAGCGGAAAAAAGAAGAUUAGAAAUCGUUAAUCAAGUUUAAGUUUCAUAUAAUCAGCUCAACGUAUGUUUUUAGAAACUAAUUUAAAAAACAAAAGUUCACGAUACAGUCGCUCCCCCCCACAGUCUGUUACGUGUCUGUAGUUGUUGUUACACUAAAGAAGAAUAGUUUUUCCUAUUUCUUGUCCUUUUUUCAUCCCUCCAUUUUCCUCACCCUUCCUAUCGGUUUUCCGUCCUAUCGCCCAUUUGGGGGGAAACAAAACCUUAACCUAAUCAAACCGCAAAAGCAAUCGAACGAACGAAGUAAUCGUACGGGAAAUAGUAUUUUUGCUCAAUCAAAGCAACCGAACCCUUGUUUCGGUUGUCGGUUUUUCAGUAUCGUCAACUAUCGUUUUGCAAAACAUAUGUGCAAUAUGGCGUGCAAAAAAAAAAACAAAAACCACAUCCACCACAGGAUUCAAUCACGUGUUGUAUUCAUGUAUAUUUAUUAAUUACUAGCUUCAUAAGUAGUCUAAUUUGUGCGCGCAUUCUGUGAACGUUGGGUGGUGUGUGCGUGCGUGUGUGUAUGUGUUUGUCGGGUUUUGUUGUUCAAGCAAAUGGCAAGUGACAGCAAUGGCGGUUAUUUCUUAUUUCCCCCCGCGGAAAUCACUGUAAGGAGCGGAACGGCUCCUGGAAAAUCUAUUCCCACCUUUAAUAUACACAAACAACAAAAUAAAAACCUUAAAAGAGAAUCUACUUAACAAAAGAAGAUAAAGAAAAAAACAAACAAAGCAAACCCUUAAAACCGAACCCGCGUGGAAUGUGUGUAAAAAAAGUAAACAAAACAAAAAUGUGAGUUAGGAAUGAAAUAGUGAAACGAUAGUGUGGUGUUUUUAUUUAAUGGUGAUGUGUGCUUAAAAACAGAAGAAGAAAAAAAGAGAAGCAAAACUGAACCGGAUAGCGAAGAACACAAUGCGCAACGGGGUGUGUGCUCGUGCUAGCAAAUUACGACAAUAUUUAAUGGUUGCGUUAGGAAAAGCAGACGCUCGUGCUUGAGCAAUAAAAUGUGGCGUUUUUGGGGUUGGUUUGCGAACGAAUUGAACAUAUCGAUAUCGGCGCAGGAGAUUAGUGUGCUUUGUUUUUGUUGUUAAACUGGAAGAAAGGUCAGAAAAACGUGGUUCGUGUUUUUUCUUUGUUUAGUUUUCCUUUUAUUCUUUCAUUGUCUCCCAUUUUCCUUUCCCCCUGACAUGGCGCUAGCGGGUUUCUGCGUUCUUCCCUGUCAGCGUUAGUAGUGGGUGGGCAUAUCUAUGCCUCCGUUGGCAUGGUUUUAGUGCAAUGUUAAGCUAAGGUGUCCCUCCCGCUUAUCGGUACAUUUGUGCGGGUGGUUGGAAUACCCCCUUUUUACAGAAUCGACCGGUUAAACAUUUAUUAGCUCUGCUUUAGAUUAGUGUGAUGGUAGUGUAUUGAUAGUUUAGUGCGUAAACCCUAGAAGUCCUAGAGAGCAAAAAGAAGCAGUAAAACAAAAAACCAACAACAAUCCGCCUAUUCCGCUAUAGACUUGGUUCCAGUUUAGUAGCAUGAGUCGGCUUCUUGUGAAGUUUGUGGCAAAAAUUUCUACACCUAAAACUGUAAAACAUCCAAGUCAAAUUAAAUGCCUCCUGAGAAGUCUUCGAUAAAUGCGAAGAUAAUGAUGGAGCAACAUUAUUGUGAGCGAAGAAAAUGGUAUAAAGAAAAACUUGACACAAUUAGUGUCGUAAUGUGUGUGAGUGUUGAUGGAAGGAACGCAAGAUAUAAAACAUACACACAGAAGUAAGAUUGAUUGAUAUACUAAUAGCAUUAUUGUAUUAAAGGAAACAAAUAAGAUGAAUUCUAAGCAAAAGUAGGCUAAAUGUUAGUACUAAAAUGGUAACAAAGAAGAAAAGCAACUUAUUAAAAGAAAAACGGGGAAAAAGGAGAAAGUAAGCAAGAAACAAACAAGCAAAGCAAAUCAGAAAAAUAUAACACGGCCGCUUAACUCUCAAUAACAAAGAAACAUUCAAAAAUACAAAACAAACUGACCAAUAGAGGAACAAACAUUCUACAACAAACAAAGGAGCCAAACGAAACGAAAACCUACAUACAAAAAGAGAUAGAGAGAGACAACAUUCAGGCGAUGAAAAUCUUUAUCCCAAAUACGCACCCAACUCUCCCAUUCUAUGUGCAAACCCCCACACCAACGCCAAGCGAUCAUGUUUGGGAAGGUUUCGGUUUGGGCACGGAUUGCAUGUCGUGUGCAUAAAACGGCAAGUGUCAAUUAUUUUUCUCUAAAACAAAAAGCAAACAAAACAAAACAAAAACAUUGCAAAACACACCACACAGAAGAAAGAACAAAACACAAAAAUGUAUGUGCCUACGGAACUUCGGAACUCGAACUUCAGCACUCACCAUCUUCUCGCAGCCGAAUGAAAGAAA